Messenger RNA from Hyposmocoma kahamanoa, 2341 nucleotides. RefSeq names its product 5'-nucleotidase domain-containing protein 3 (gene Nt5c). Gene Ontology annotation, molecular function: 5'-nucleotidase activity. The record is from RefSeq and is a predicted model, not a curated record. NCBI's taxonomy places the organism in Eukaryota, Metazoa, Arthropoda, Insecta, Lepidoptera, Cosmopterigidae. The transcript has 9 exons. Bases 1 to 1539 code for a protein of 512 amino acids.
AUGAGUUUGUGCGGAACGUUAAUAGGAGGUAUUAAAAGAUUUAACUAUAGUCUAGUGUAUGUCAAAGUGAAGAAAUGUGAUGUAACGUUUAGUCAAAGAUAUUCGACGCGGGAACUCCUGAAGGAAGCAUAUUGCCGAAUGAAAUUGAAAUGUCGUUCAAAAAAAUUGCCAAAUGAUGUAAAUCCACGCGGCGUUUUCGCCUGUAAUGAGUUGGAUCUAUCAGAAGUGAAAGUAUAUGGUUUUGAUUAUGAUUACACAUUGGCCCAUUAUAAACCCUCCUUGGAACAUCUGCUGUAUAAUCUGGGCAGAGAUACCUUGCUGGAAAAAUAUAAGUACCCAGCAGACAUUCUAAACUUAGAAUACAAACCAAACUUUGCAGUUAGAGGUUUACAUUAUGACAUUGAAAAAGGAUUACUUCUCAAACUGGAUUCAUUUCUACAAAUUCAAUUCGGUGCUGUGUACAGAGGCCUCACUCCGGUAUCUAUGGAGGAAGUACUCAAAAUUUACAAAAACAGGAUUAUACCUAUUGCAUAUGUAGAAGGUGACACAAGAGCACAUAAGCCAAAUAGAGCGAAAAUGGUGCACUUAGCGGAUCUGUUUUCUGUACCUGAAAUGGGCUUACUAUGCAACGUGGCGGAGUACUUCAUCAGAAAUCACAUUGACUAUCACCCUGAAAUUUUAUUUUUGGACGUUAAGAAUUCAGUGCAAAGUUGUCACCCAGUAAUGCAUAAGAUAGUUGCUCAAAACGUAGAGGAGUAUAUAAGACCGAAUCCCUAUCUAAGGAAAUAUUUCCAAAUAUUACAAGAUACUGAUAAGAAGUUAUUCCUUGUUACGAACAGUCCAUAUCACUUUGUAAAUGCUGGUAUGGGAAUGCUAGUAGGUCAAGAUUGGCGGGACUUCUUCGACGUUGUUAUAGUAAAUGCAAACAAACCAAAAUUCUUCACCGAAGUACCGCGGCCCAUCAGGGUUUUCGACAAGAACGCCAACACGCACAUUUGGGAAAAAGUCACCAAACUAGAGAAAGGAGUUAUUUAUUAUGAAGGCACAGUCAAGCAGCUUCAGGACCUGACUGGCUGGAGUGGGCAUCAAGUGUUAUACUUCGGAGACCACCCGUACACCGAUCUUGCUGAUGUCACCUUGGAGCAUGGGUGGCGAACUGGUGCCAUUAUUAACGAGUUAACGCACGAGAUCAACACGCUAAACACGGUGUCAUUUAAGCAGAACGCAAACUGGCUACAGAUGCUGACCCAACUAAUCGAGGACCACCAGGACUAUAAACAACCCGAGGCUCUAGAGGUCCUUGAGGAAUGGAUGGCAGAGAGAGACUAUCUUAGGAACGAAAUUAAGGCGGUAUUUAAUCCUCAAUUCGGUAGCGUCUUCAGGACAUAUCACAAUCCCACAUAUUUCUCGCGCAGACUGUUCCGAUUUGCAGAUAUCUACACUUCGAAUAUCACGAAUCUGUUGAAUUAUUCUUUAACGCAUACCUUCUACCCGCGGAGGGGGGUUAUGCCUCACGAGUAUGGAUCCUAUUUUGUCUAAUUUGUCAAGUUAUAUAAUUUUUUAUCUUAUGUACGAUACUUGUCAAAAAGUGUAAUGUUCCUUAUCGUCUCAAAAGAUAGUCAUACCUGAUAAUUUGUUAUAACUAAAAUUUUAAAUAAGCACAGUCAUGGGCAAAAUUCGUAGAUUUAAAAAACUCUGUAUCUAAAAUGGACAUAUUUACAGGAACGCUAAAAAAGUUUAAUUAUGAUAACAACAUUCAUAUGAAUAACUGGCCACACGUACCAGAACGUUUAACCGUAAUUUAAAAGACGAUCGCAGCCAUUCUUUUUUCAAAUUAAAUGUUGUAUUUAGACAAUUCAGACGCGAAUGCAUAUUUAUGACCGGACAUUAUUUUCUUUAAUAAUAAAUAUGUGUUUUUCCCUUGACUGUACUGGACUAUCUGUGAAAUAAAAUAAUUUAAAAAAGUGUACAUUUCAGAAAAUGUUGUGGUCGAUGUUUAAUAUAUCUUAGAUUUAAGAGUAACCUUUUUAGAGCAGUUUUGCUAGUAUUAUUGCUAGUAUGCUUUGUUAAAUAUUUUGAUAUUAAAUUAAUAUAAAUAAAUUGUUACCUACAUUAUUAUUAAGCAUAAUUAUGUGUGUUCAAAUUUCAAAGUAAUUUCUUUGAAUAAAUCUAUGUGAAUUGAGUCUACAGCAAAAUAUCUAUUACCUCCUUCAAUCAAAGUGUCACAAUGAAAAGAAUAAAAAAGGCAAUUUCAUAAUGUGAACGAUAGGAGGGCCAGAUUUUCUUGCUCCUAACUUUAUGUAGAUGUAUGUCAAGUUGCAUAAUAUUUCUGGAAAUUGCA